Messenger RNA from Melanotaenia boesemani (Boeseman's rainbowfish), 1743 nucleotides. RefSeq lists its product as uncharacterized. Bases 68 to 1615 code for a protein of 515 amino acids. Lineage: Eukaryota; Metazoa; Chordata; Actinopteri; Atheriniformes; Melanotaeniidae. The transcript has 2 exons. The record is from RefSeq and is a predicted model, not a curated record.
GCGGUGGCUCACGGGAAAAAUAGUUGUUGUUGUUGUUGGAGGCUACUCGUGAGGCACAGUGGUCGAGAUGGGGAGAACUUGUUGCAUAAUCGGUUGCAAUGUUCGCUCACACGAUCGACAAAGGAAAAAAGUAGCAAACGGGCUGUCUUUUUAUUCUUUUCCUGCAUGGAAAAAAAGUCAAGGAAAUCUUGUGUCCGAAGUAACAAGGAGGAGGCGGAUGGCGUGGAUAUCCGCCGUGAGACGCAAGGACAUAACUUUCGCUGAUAUCUCAAAGUGGUUGAAAGUGUGCUCAAGGCAUUUUCAUUCUGGUAAACCAGCAUACGAGAUGAACGAGUUACAUCCAGAUUGGGCUCCAUCCCUGCAUCUGGGUUACUCCGAAGACAAAGUCUCAGACUGGGAUGCCUGCACACAACACAGAUAUAGUGCAUCCAUGGGAGGAGACCAAACCAAACAAAGAAGCAUGAAUGAAAAUGAAAGCGACGAAGUCCAAGCAGAGACAGGAGCUGUUGAAAAGGAGGAGCAUGAACUUAAAGAAGAGGAGCAUGAAUGUAAAGAAGAGGCAGAAGCAGUAGAAGGAGAAGAGCUAGGAGAACAGACUGAAAUGGAUGAACCAGCUGCUAAGAGAAAGAAAACAGAAUGGCACUUCUGUGUGCAAAGCAAUGCAGAAAUAACCCAUCUUUUGCAGGAAAACAGGGAGCUUAGGUCUGCAAUGAACAAGUUUAAGAUGGAUGAGGAAUUUUUCAAAGACGAUACAGAGAAAGUAGAGUACUACACAGGAUUCCCAUAUUUUGCCAUUUUGUUGUCGAUGUUUACCACUGUUAAACCAUUCCUGCCACCUGCGAAGAAGUUAUCACAAUUUCAGAUGGUUUUACUGACACUCAUUCGUCUGAGGCUUGAUCUUCCUGUCCAUCAUCUUUCCUACCUUUUUAAUGCGACACAUAAAACUUUUUCCACUACCUUUGCUGAAACCAUAAAUGUGUUGCAUGCACAUCUUGCUCCGUUGCACUGGCCUGAGAGACGCUGUUUACUGGACACAAUGCCACAUCAAUUUUUGGAAGCUUUUGGAAAGCGAGUUGCAAUUAUUGUUGACUGUUUUGAAAUACACAUUGAGAGCCUGUCAGAUUUAAAAGCACGUGCACACACAAUGAAAUACCUGGUAGGAAUUACACCCCAAGGCCAAAUCUCAUUUCUUUCAAAGGGAUGGGGGGGACAAGCCUCAGACAAGUAUAUAACAGAGAACUGUGGGCUUCUUAACAAAUUGCUGCCUGGUGAUGUUGUUUUAGCCGACCGAGGCUUUGAUAUCAAGGAAAGUUUGGGAAUGAUGUGCGCAGAAGUUCAAAUACCUGCAUUUACUACAGGCAGAUGUCAGCUUGAUAUUAAAGAUGUUGAAGACACACAUGCCACAACACACCUUAGGAUGCAUGUAGAAAAAGUGAUGGAUAGCUUGCGCAACAAGUACACAUUGUUAAAAAAGACACAACCUAUAAGUAUGCUGCUUCCCAGUGAGGAUGACGAGUUUACACUUCUUGAUAAAAUUGUGAAUGUUUGUUGCAAACUUGUAAACAUGUGUCCUAGUGUUGUAAAACCUGAUGAAACAGCAACGUGUGCAUGUUGAACAGUGUGUGUGAUUAUGUGACAAAUCCUCCAUUGAACUUGUCACUGAAGUACAGGGCUUCUGUCUGAUUUAUAGUUGAAACGGAUUGUGGAAAACAGAAAAUGAUUCAAUAAAAUCUCAAAGUGUAA